CUUCGUUAAUUUCCAACGUUCGCAUUGAUCCGUCAUUGUCGGUAUGAAUGAUGAUGGACGUGGAGGAGACCAAUACCGCGUCCACUGCAAGUUCCUCACCAAGACCCUCCAGUCCUGCAGCAGAUUCGACUUUUAUCAGGUCGGGCAAGUUGAUUUCGACGUCUUUGGUCAUUGUUUUUAAACUUAAGCAGUGGAGAAGGUCUCAGCAACCGUUAAAACCUCGUUCGUGGUUUACAGUGCGUGAAUAAAGAAAUUUAAUUGAAUACAUUGUGCCCGGCACGAAAGAGAGAUCGGAUAACGUGAAGAGGGAGCCAAGCACGGAAGAACCCAGCAGCCCUCUCGAGGCAACGAGUCCUGCUUCUAUCCUGCGCAACAACAACGCGAUGGAUCACGCGAAAAGCCAGGGGACCACGGAUCCACUGAAAAUCGGCGGAAAAGGCCGUGCUUGCGUUACCCGAAAAAAGUUUUCCCCUUAGAACGUUCCAUUGUGAAGGGGGCCGAUUAAAAAAGGAAAACGAGAGAGAGAGAGAGAGAGAGAAAGAACGAGCAAGGGCUAAAAGAGAAGAGGAAGAAAAAUAUAUAAACGUACACGCAGUUGUAAAUAAAAGUGACAACGAAAAGAUCAGAGAGGUGAAGAGAGAGGAAGGAUCGAAGAAGAAAAAGGAACGACCGAUCUCUCGAUCUCGCGUAAUAAUAAAAAAAAAAAAUAAUGGGUUGAAUCCUCGCAUCGUUUUUCUUUUCCAAGAUCCGAAGGAAGUGAGAGAGGAAAACUAGAAGGGGGGAUAACGAUGUCGAUGAGAACAUAUCCUCGCACGAAGACGACACCACGCGUCUUCUCAAACAAUGCUGAACCCUUUCGAAGAUCGGGAUUUCCACGGAUUUUCGCAGCCCCCAGGCGAGAUAGUUAAUGAGAAGGGUCUUCUCAUGCUGUUGUGACACGGUGUGCCAGUGAAGUGUGGAUUUCUUUCCUUCUUUUUUUUUCACGUUUGUUCGCGCAAUCGCGAUCAGGUGCUCUCGCGUGUUACCGCGGUUGUUUCGCUUUUCAGUCGACGCGAGGGAGAAGAAAAAAAGAGAGAUAUGAAGUCUCGAGUCAUAACCUUUCCAAUUAAAUCCGUGUAACGCGGUUCUUCUCUCGAUCCGUCAACAUCCGUUCUUCGACUUCCGUGUUCCCAACGCUUAUUAACGAACGUGUAUCCACCACCUCCUCUUCCUAAUUCUUUCGAUCUCGCGUUUUCUUUCGAUACAGACCAACACCGCGACGCGUUACCAUCAUAUUCUCUCCAAGUGUAAAAGCCUGUUGCUCGAUCCGUUCGCGGAGGAAAAUCACGACGAAUUGGAAGAAGAGAGGAGCAUGCGUGAAUAAAAAAAAUUCCAUCGUUGGAUCCUUUUUCCAUCCACAUAUAUAUAUAUAUAUAUAUAUAUAUCGAGGCACGAAACAGUUGGAAACGGUGAAAUUCGUCGCGACACGAUUCCAACGCCGUCCGUCGAUAAGGAUCGGGUGAAAAUAGAAACGUGUCACGGUGAGCUUCAUAAAGCAUCCGCGCGUAAUCGUAUCAGAUUGAAUAAUAGGCUGCUCAAGGCUACCGAAAAGCAUUGCCCCCGGCCGGCAGCGUCUGGAGAAUAACGAGAAUCGUAUGAACGGGAGCAACGCCUAAUGUGUUCGAAGUCGCUUUUGAAGGCGAGAGAUUAACAGAUAAAACGCGCUCCGGUGGCCGCUGGCCGUGGAUGUGCCAAAAUUGUUCGUCAGUCGGCUGCGGGCAGCUUCAUUGAGAAUCUGGCCUGAGGAGGUAACGGCCACUGACCUCGUCGGCGUUGAGAACCGCUCGGAGAGGAAUGCUUUCGCGAAACCGUAGCACCGCCGAUUUUCUUGCGGACGCUUCUUCAUCCUCCUCGUCAUCGUCCUCUUCUUCGAUAUCGUCGCCUCCUUCGUCGUCGUGUUAUCCCUCGUUCUCGCCGCCGAGCUACGAUUGGAUCGAUUCGUGGGAAAGCAGGAUGAGGAUCGUUCGCUCGUGAAGUUUCGGGGAACUCGAGAAGCGAAGUCGACCGAGUGGAAAUCGAAAAGUUUUGAAAUUGGCCCGAUUCGACGAGGAAUUCGACGUGGAUGUGUGCCGCUUUGUUCGUCGGUAAAUUAGUGUGAGCCAUCGUGGCGGGUACGGAAAGUGAGCCUACACGUGAACCCUCUUUUUCAAGACUGUUUCCUUUUCCUUUUUUCUUUCUUUUCCACGCUGCUGUGUGUUUCGUUUCUCGAUCUCUGCUUCCGCAACUUUCUCCCAACUCGGUUUAACACGAUCAACGAUUUAAACCCACGCCUCACGUCGAGCCGUAUUCGAAGGAGACAAGGAUUGCUCUUGCAUCUCGAGUCCUCCCGAGUCCUCGAGAGAUAUUUUUCGAAAGGAGGAAUAAAAAUAAGAAGGAAGAAGAGAAUAGACAAGGGAAGAGAGGGAUUAAGAAAAAGACGAGGGAGGAGAGGCAUCUGUAAACGAAGGAAAGUGAUCAGACAUCCGAGCCGGACGCGAAUCGAAUCACGUAGAGAGUCGAGUACGCGAAUGGUGACCGCAGUUGGCAGCGAGGUGCGCGAUCGCCAUCAUCAUCACCAUUUCCUCUUCGUACAAUGGACGUUUUCAAAAUCGACCAGUCGCUGAGCGCGGGUCUGGGUAGCGCCCCGGCGCCAGACACCCUUACACCGGAAGUGUCGUUCGACGCCGGCAGUGAGUUCAAUUUGAGCUUCUUCGACGGACCGGAGGAGAACAGCACGCAAGGAUUCAGCGAUCCAGGUUCCGUUGGUAGCGCCAGCGCAUCGCCACCGCCUGGAACACCGGCCAGCAUCCCUGUUAAUCCCUCGAACGCCGCCCUACCGAUUGUCCAAGUGCCCCCUGGCAUCGUCAUUAAGCAAGAACAACACUACGCGGCUGCCGAUUCGAACAGUUCGACGCCCGCGAAGAGUUUCGUGGCCUGUAGAGUUUGCGGUGACAAAGCGAGCGGUUAUCAUUACGGUGUAACCAGUUGCGAGGGUUGCAAAGGUUUCUUUAGGAGAAGCAUUCAAAAACAAAUAGAAUACAGGUGCCUGAAGGACGGCAACUGUUUGGUCAUCAGAAUAAGUAGGAACCGCUGUCAGUACUGCAGAUUCAAGAAGUGCCUAGCUGUCGGCAUGUCCAGGGAUUCCGUUAGAUACGGCAGGGUGCCGAAACGUUCAAGGGAACGUGGCCCCGAAGACACGGUACCGACCACCACGACAACGACCACCACCACAGGUGUACAGCAGCUCACGUCCCCAACUGGUGGAAACAAUAACAAUAACAACACCACUAACAAUAACAACAACAACAACAACAACACCAGCAGCCAGAACAAUAACAACAACAGUCAAGCUCAAAAUGCUAUACCGUGUGUACCACCGGCUGCAGUGGUAGAGGCGGAUCAAUCAGACGCGGAUGUGAAACAGUUGGCGGUUUACGAUGUGAUACUUCAAGUUUCUCAGGCGCACCACGCUCACUGCGGUUUCACCGAGGAAUCAACGAGGGGUAUCGUCCGGAAACCGAUGAUAAUACCGGCGAGUACUUCUUCGCAGCCCGCCAGCCCAGAGGAUCCAGAGGCGGCAUCCUCAACAGCAGAAACAGUUGAAUCGCAAAGGAUUUGGCUUUGGCAACAAUUUGCCACCAGGAUAACACCGUCGGUUCAAAGGGUGGUGGAAUUUGCCAAAAAGGUCCCAGGAUUUUGCGAUCUUUCGCAGGAUGAUCAACUAAUCCUGAUUAAAGUUGGUUUCUUUGAGGUCUGGCUAAGCCAUAUUUCAAAGAUGACCACCGAUAGUUCGAUGACAUUCGAGGAUGGUACUUAUAUCACUAGGCAACAAAUGGAAUUGAUGUACGAGCCAGAUUUUGUGUCUGCUUUGAUGCAAUUUACAUCGGCCUUAAACGCUCACCAACUGUCGGAUACCGAGUUGGGACUUUUCUCUGGUGCCGUUCUUCUGAGCGAAAGGCCAGGCCUGAAUGAUGUGAAAGCGGUACAGAGGCUUCAGGAUCGCCUCCUGGAGGCAUUGAAGGUGCAAGCAUUAAGGAACCAUACAGUUUCCGGUGAGGCUACCUCCGCGGGCGGGUGUUCCGGUGUCUCGAGCGUUUCACAAAGGAUACCAGAAUUAAGGGCCCUAGGUGCCAGACAUGCGAAUCUUCUCGACUGGUUCAGAAGAAACUGGACCAAGCUCAAAUUACCACCCUUGUUUGCUGAGAUAUUCGACAUUCCCAAGUGUGAAGAAGAUCUUCAGUGAAGAGAAUGUUUCAGAGUACAUCGAGUUAAUUCGACGAGAACGGCCCUGCCGGAAGAAUUUUUUUAAUUGCCGGCGUUCAUCGCACAAACGCAGCUCGGACCUCGAGAACGAUUUAUUUCCACUCGAUGGCAGUGAUGCACAACGGUACGAUGACAAGAGGACGCUCGGUUUGUUUGAAAAAGAAGGAUUGUUGCGAUUAGGCACGAUAUCGCAUUUUAAUUUCACUAUUAUCAACAUCGUGUGCUUUUCGCUUAUUGACGUACAGGCUGGAAGAUGAAUCGUUUCGAGGUGAAAGAUAUAGAUUACUAAUCGAAACACUCUUGAGACGAUAUAAGAAAAAGAGAAAGUUUAUUCGAUCAACAAGGAAUGAUUUUUACAAUGCAGAUAAUCGACGAUUGAAUCGAUCGAUAAUGAUGUAUUGGAGGAAAUAUAUAUGAAUGGAUAACUUUUAAAAAGUUACUAGAUUUAGAAAGAAAAUACUUUCUUUAAAAUAAUUAUAAAAGGCAAGUCCUCCUUCCAUUGUUCUAAAUUGUGCAAUGGUAAAUAAAAAGUGCAAACUAAGUUUCAAAUAAAGCAGAACAAAUUUGUAUCAUUUACUAUGUGUACAAUAUCACUGUUCCAACGAAAGCAUUUAAAUACUCAGCCGGUAAGGAAGGGAAUCAAGUUUCGUAUCAUGCAAAUUUCGCGCAUAUCGUUGAUUGCAAUAAUGCGACGUAGUGAUUGAAUACGCGUCGCGUCGUAAAAAUAGCACAAAAUCGUGAUCAAUUUACAGGCACGUUUAUUAUUACGAUUUAUCCAGUUAAAUAAUUUUCAAGCGAAUCUUUCGAAAUCUCGAGUAAAUAAAAAUUAUACGAAUAUUUAAAAAGACGAGUAAACAGUGUGCAGCGAUCUGUCGAAAACUGUUCGAAAUUUCACAAAUACUACAUAUAUAUAUAAUGCAACAUUGAACUUAGACAUAUCGAAAAUAUAAUAUCGUAUUUUUUUCAUACAAUCCAUUCAAAAAUACUAUUUCCGUCUUUAAAGAUUCAACGGAUAGCUGCACGUUUAUGCGAUCACAAAUAAAAAAUAAAUAAAUAUGCUUGUAACGUACAUGCAAAAGAUACACGUCCUUUGUAGCUAAAAUAUGGACAAAUGCAUGCGCGUACAAAACUGAUACUUCACACUUAUAUACAUAUACAAAUUAAAAAGUUUCACGCUAUAUAAAAGCUCAAAAGGAAAUCUUUAUAGGACGUAUCUCUUUAGAUGCAUCCGCUACGAAUCUCAAUCUAUGCAAUCUCUAUUUUUAUUACUUGACAAGUAGUAUAGUGAAUUACCUUUAUAGAUAUUGUUGCAUCGCUUCAGGGUGUUCCGCGAAAAUUAAAAAUAAUAAAUGAAGCUAUUUUUUUGUUAAAAUUUAUUAAAUUGUCGAUACGAGAUUUUUAGUGAAUAAUAUCUUGCGUAACAAAAAAAAAAUGAAGAAAAAAGAAAGAGUUGAACAUUAUGUAUUCAAUAUAUUUGUUGUGUUAAAUUGUUAUUAUAUUUGUUAUUGAUCUACGGCUGAAAAUCGUUUAUUAAUUGUUAACGAAAUCCUGAAGUGAGCAUGUUUGAAUCUUCGAACUCUUGAAUACUAAUAAUUCUCUGACAAUGACUAGCAUGUAAUGUGUAUCAAUAUGUAAUUAAUAUACAUAUAUAUAUAUAUAUAUGUAUAUAUACAGUAGUGGAUAAAAAAAAUUUACAGAGUUAUACAUUACAAAGUACUAUAAUUUAUUAAGGAGAAAUUAUAUUUUAUAAAAAGAAUCAAUAUAUGAAAAUAUAGAUUAUCUGAAAAAAUAAAAUUAAUAAUUAUAGUAUAACAUACAUAUAAGAAUGAGAAAACAUAUAUUUUAUUUAAAGAACACAACACUUUAUUUAAAAAAUAAGAAAUUUAAUUAAAAAACUAUAUAAAUUUAUUUAUAAAUAUUUUUUAUAUAGUUAAAUAUAUUUAUUUCUGAAUUUAAGAUCUAACAUUUUUUUAUCAAUUGAUGAUUUUUUUUUUUAAAUUUUCUUAAGAUUUGAAAUUUUAUCUAAAUCUUUUUUUAGUUUAAUUAUAUUAAUUUUUAUCUGUAUAUUAAUUUAUAUUAUAUAAUUGUAUUAUAUAUAUUUUUACUUCUAUAUUAAAUAUUUAGUAUCUUCAAUUUUCAUUUUCAUUUUCAUUAUUUUUAUAAUUUAUCUAUUUUAAUAAAAAAACAAAUAUAGUAAAAAUUGAUUUAUAAAUUUUGUAUUUUGUAAAAUUAUUAUUAAUCAUAUUAUUUUUAAAAUUUUGUCCCAAUAGUUUCUAUUUCAUAAAUAGAAUUUUACAAAUAAACAAACGUUUACAUAUCAGUAUGAGAAUUUUAUAAAUCAGUCAUAUAAACAUAAUGUCAAGAUCUAGCGUUAAAGAUAUAAUUACACAAAUAUACGAAAAUAUCGUUUUUUAAUUUUUUUAACCGCUACUGUAUAUAUUAUAUAUUCAUCGUGAGAAAUGAAAAAAAUGUAAGUUUAUCUAUUAGAGAAAUUAAUGUUUUAUCUAGCGUCGUACUUAAAUUAAAUAUAAUAUAUCGUCGGUAUAUCACUGUCACUAAAAAAUGAAAGAAAAUAUGAAAAAAGACUAUCUUCAUGAUACUAGAAGGACGGAAAAAUUCCAACUCUAAGCGCUCACAUCAUGUUGUGAAUAAACAUAUCAUACCUAAUUAAUAUAUUGAACAAAGAAAGAAUAUCAUCGUUUAAUAUAAUAUAAAUAUGAGUCUAUAUAUAUUAAAAAAAUAUAUAUAUAAAGAUUAUAAAUCUAUAUGCAAGAAGAAUAGUUAUUAAAUGCAUUAUGUCGAACGAGCGUAGACCUACAACGGUAGGCCAUUUUUCAAUCUAUUAAAGCAAAGAAAUUAUAUUAUACAUAUGUGUACAUCCACGCACAUGAGCAUACGUAUAUACGUGUACACAAUUCAACAAAUUUUUUUUUUUCUAAUUCUAAUUCCUUCGAUAAAAAUCAACAACCAAAUAUUUCUCUUGGUUCACUUACAAUCUACCAAAAAAGAUCUGCGCCAAAAGACAUAAUAGAAGAAAAAACAUAUGCAGCGAGUCAUUUCGAAUAUGUUUUAAAUUAUUAAUUUUAUCCUCUUCGUCGUGAGACACAUAAAGGAGGAAAAUCUCAAUAAAAUGAGAAAAAAUCAAAUCAUUUGAUACACAAUAUAUUGUAUUAAAUGAUUUGAUUUUUAUAAAUAUAUAUAUGAAAAUUUUCAUGUUCGAAAAAAUUCUGUAAUUUGAAUCUAGUGGUUAUUCUAAUUAUCUAUAUUAAUCUAAAAAUGAAAAUGAAAAAAGAGAUAAAAAGUUGCGACAUUUUCCUCCUGUGAUAUUUGAAUUGCGAUUUGUUCGUUCGUUUUUUUCAAAAUUUCUAGUCCCCACGACUUAUUCGCCGAGUUAGCAAUCGUAUGACAUAAUAAUAUUCUCGUAAACGUUGUUGGAACACGUUAAUUGAAACGGCCAAAUACUUAAAUAACAAUAUUAACAUAAUAUAACUAUUAUUCAAUCGCGCAGGUCAAUCAUCUUCGUUAAGCAAUAGUAAUUCAACAUCAAUCGUUCAAUGUCAUUAAAUAUUUAAAAAUGUAUUAUAUUCUUACGUGAAAAAUAACUCUAAAUGCUCAUUCAUUCUUGUAUCUUGUAUUUUCUUUCCUAAUUCGCUCAACUAUUUUAGUAAGAUUGAAUAGGAAAGUGAUUGACUGGCAUAAUCAAAACAAUAAGAAUGAUAAUUAUGAAGUUAUAUUAUUUAAGCUAAAAUAUAACAUCCCUUUUCUUCUUCCCUUCAUCUCGUGUUCCGACCGAAGCGCAAGAUCACUUUUUCCCUUUUACACUUUUUCCUCUUAAUCCCAUUCCCAUUUUCGUUUCAUCUUUAAUCUCGUGUAAUGCUAUUUUUUAACCUUGAGAUUUCGGUCAUGGUGCUAUAAUAUCUGUACAUAUAUUGUGGGAAUCGUUACGUAAUCAUUGUACCAUUAUUAUUAAUAUUAUUCAAACUAAUCGUAUUCAAUAUGGUUAUUAUUAUUAUUUUAUUAUUUUGAUAUCAUUGAUACUCAUAUUUACAUGAGCGUUGCGCCAAGUUAUGAAUUUGUUUCGUAUUUUGCAUAUAAAUAUUGGGAAACGCUACAAACAAAAAAAAUGGCGGUUCUUUUAAUUUUUUUAAGAGAUAAAAAUAUAUAUAGCAUAUAUUGUAUAUAUAUGCUAUGUAUAUAUAUUAUAAAUAUAUAUAUAUAUAUAUAUAGUAUAUUCCGCCCGUAAAACAGGACUCUGCAAUAAUCAUGAUUUUGUUUGAUAUUGAUUCUAUGAUUGUAUAUUUAUAGAUAAGUUGUGCUCAAGCGUACAUCUUGCGUACGCUGUAUCACAUAUAUUAUACAUACUCUUCUUUUUUAUAUAGGCGAGAUAUUGACUGCAUAUUAUAUUUAUAUUGAAUGUUUUAUAAAUCAUACAAGAAACAGGAACUAAUUAUUUCUCUAAUGAUUCUAAAAUAAAUAUAUUUCUGAAAUUAAAUAUUACAGAAUUCUUGACAAAACAAAUAAUAAUCUAAAAAUGGUAAAUAAAAAAAUAUCUUCUCAAUAAUAUGUAUAUAUUGUAUAUGGGUUAAAUCAUUCAUAAUCAUUUUAUAUUCGAUACAAAAUCCUCAAUUUUUUUUCAUUGAUUUAUGAUUUAUAAAACAAUCAAUAUAUACAAUAUAUCGAAGUGAUUAAUAUAAUGAUAACGAUGGAUGAUGGCGUGCCAAGUGAGGCGGGAAUUGUUCUUUAAAAGCAAAAAAAAUAUAAUAUUACAUAUAUAUGUAUAAAAUAAUAUAAACGACGAUAAUGAUAUUAAGAUAAAUAAGUACGACAAAACGACUGCUCUAUACUGCUAAAGUACAAAUGUUUCAUUUUAAUUGUUUUAUAAAAAGGAUAUCGAUUUGUUAGAAAUUAGGUUUAAUACGUGCACGCUCUGGCGCGCGAUGUACGUUUAAUUAUAUUUAUUUGUUAAUCACUCCCUCCUUGCCUUUAUCUCUCUCUCUCUCUCUCUCUCUCUCUCUCUCUCUCUCUCUCUCUCUCUCUCUCUCUCUCUCUCUCUCUCUCUCUCUCUCUCUCUCUCUCUCUCUCAUUCUCUCUCUGCAUAAAACAUAGUAAUCCCUCCAUCACGUGUCUUAACAACGCAUGCGCAAUGAUACGCUCAAAUUCACUCAUUUCGCGUUUUCUACGCGUUUAACCUCAUAUGCAACGUGUACUCUUUCCUGCCGUACUUAUGUAUUUAAAUUGCAUGACAUACAACAUACAACAUAUUUUGGUAAUAAUAUGGAUGCAUACAGAUAUAAAAAGAUAUAAAAUUUGUCGUUUUCGUCGUAACACACACAGACUUUGAAUGGUCUCAAAUAAUACAGACAAUCAAUAUAAUGAUGUCUGACGAUCGAUGCUGAACAGGGAAUAUAAACUUCAAUAAUACUUUUUUCUAUACAACGUUUCCCAGUCAUUUUUAAUUAACUUAAUAUGAUAAUAUUUGAUGUGUAUGAUUCUCUCGCUAUUAUGAUAAUAAUUAUGAUCAUAAAAAUAUAUUUUGUUCGUUCUAAAGCAUAUAAAGAUAGAUAUAAUAUUAUAGAAUAAAGAUGUUUAAAAAAAAAUGUAUAUAAUAUAAAGAAAACUUCGAUUAUUGAAAAUUGAUUUAAAAAUAAAAAGAACAUUUCUAUAAAAGAGAAUUUUUUAUAAAAUAUCUGUAAAAUUUAUAGAUUGGGAAACGUUGAUUUAUUUAAUCAACAUACGACAAUAAUACGUAAUAUUAUUUUGUUAUAAAACAACGAAUUGUUUAAAAAGAUUAUUUAUUAAAAUAUAGCAAUAUUCAAUAUCUUUAUUCCUAAAAAGAAUGAUUUCAAUUAUUUUUGUUAUUAUAAGAUAUUUAAUUGAUUGAUAUGAUUAAAAUAUUAAUGCAAUAUACAUUUUUAAAAAAUUUUUGUUUUAAUUCAAAAUAUAAUUAUUAUCAAAUAAAAAUGUAAAAAAAUAUUUUUCUAAUUAAAAAAAAAGAUACUAAUCUUACUACUCUACUGUGAAUAAUAAUUCCAAAUAAAAAUACAUAAAAUAAAUUUAAUAUAUAUCAUAUAUUCAAUAAAUUUACGUUAUUAUUGUCGUUGCUUGAUUCCAUCAUAUAUCCAAUGUUGUAUUUCUAAUUCAUUCAUGGAUAUUUAUUAAAUAUAUUUUUUGUUUUAUAUAAUGCUUCACUCAUGCUGGUACUUAAUCGCAUCAAUAUCAUUUCAUUCGAUAUUCGAAUAAUUUCUAAUAUUUCAGAAUAUAUUCACCAAUCCAAAUAACGAUUCAAUCCAUUAAAUUAAUACAUUUCCAAUGUAAUGUGUUUUCCCUAUUUCCUAUUAGAUGAAUUAAUUUAUCAUUAUAAUUAAUACACGCUUAUGUUCAAAUAUUAUAUUAAUGCGAAAUAUUAGAUGUAUAAAUAAUAAUUUUGAGAAAAUUAUAUAUGAUAUUUGAUUUGUAAAAUAAAAUUAAGUAUAAUAAAAUACGCAAUUUAAACUAAUUCAAAUUAAAAAAUCAUGACGAAUAGGGAAAGCAAUGGAAAAAAUAAAAUAAUUAUCUGGAAUAAGAAUUGAAACCUAUGAAAUAAUAAUUUGAAUCUAUUGCAAUUAUGUUAUCUGAAAUUUUGAUAUCAAGAAAAUUCAAUGGAAAACAAUUAUGCUAUCGCAAUACAUUUCGUUCUAAUAAAUGCGCAAGAAAAUAAGGAAACAAAAUAUGUAUAUCUUUAUAAUACAUACCGUCACAAUAAUCGAUUAAUAUUUUAUAUUUUUUCCUGUAAGACAAAAGUUUGUCCAUUUUAGCUCUUUGCAAAUAUGCGCAUAUCAAUCAUAUGUAUUUUUGUAAAACUUCUAGAAAUUAAUUUUGUCCGAAAUUUACGCUGCCGAUAGUUCGUCUCAUAACAUAAAAUUGUUUUGCAAUGAAUCGCGAUAAAAAAUGGAUUAAAUCGCAGAGAGUUAAAAUACAUGGACGAAAUUUGUCAACGGUAGAAUGCUUGACCAUUUGAGUGCAAAUAAUCAUGAUUGCAUUCCUCGAUACUUGGACAAAAAUACGAAAAGCACGAUAUGCUUCUCAUAUUUCUACCAAUAUAAAACAAUUGUUGAAUGCAAUUAAGCAAUAUCGCACGUCCGGCAGUUGUCUUUUUAUUGACAAAAUUGUUCGUGAUUCACUGUUAUUUGAUCAGUAUCAAUUAAUAAACUUUUUAAAUAGUGUUAAAAAAUAAAGGCAACAUUUCUUUCUAUCUUAAAUCCUUCAAUCCUAAUUCCUAACUCUCUUUUCUAUUUAAAAUUUUAACUUUAAAUACAUAUAAAAUAGUUCUGCACUCAAAUGGUUCAAUCGACAAUUAUCGCGAUGAAGAUCGAUAAUCAUGUUAAGAUCGUUUUGCAGUAAACAAAUAUAUACGAAGCACAUCUGGCACUCCGUGAACAGUACACCGUGUAUUUGCCACGAGUUCCGGCAUCAGAAUACGUAUCCGAUUCGCGCUCACGUCUGCCCAGCAGAGAACGGGAAAUCCACGAAAGUCUCUUUCGGAUAAUGUUACUAAACGAUUAUGUGAUGCAUUCAAUUCUUCCAGAGAAGGAAGCCACGUCUAUACAGAAAUAUCAUAAUUAUAAAUGUGGUAAUAAGGAAAUUUUUUCAAAAAAGAUAUUAUUACACAUCUAUUUUGAGAUUUGUAUAUAUUAUAUGUUUUUUUAAUUAAUCAUUGAUUUGUAGGAAAAAUUUAAUUCUUUAAUAUUAUGUUCAAUAUCUGAAUAAAUCAAAUAUUGUAAUGAAACUAUACAAUUAUUAUGAUAAAAACACGUAUGUGAAUUAA
Molecule: messenger RNA, 12085 nt
Organism: Apis cerana (Asiatic honeybee)
Lineage: Eukaryota; Metazoa; Arthropoda; Insecta; Hymenoptera; Apidae
Gene: Eip78C
Product: Ecdysone-induced protein 78C
Biological process (GO): regulation of DNA-templated transcription
Molecular function (GO): zinc ion binding; sequence-specific DNA binding; nuclear receptor activity
Source: RefSeq, a predicted model, not a curated record